UAUUAUUUAUGUUUUAAUAGAGUUUUACGACUAUUAUUGCAUUCAUUGUUCAGUUAUUUUGUUAUCAUUUUGUGACAAAACGUCUUCAUUUGUGUCCAUCUGAACUGUGGACCAGUUGCCAUGAGUUUACUCGAGAGUAUCCCUCAAUUGAAUCAAUUGCUGGACGUCUGGCAGAAAGACAACAGGACUUCGGAACAAGUGAUUCAUGUCCUCAACAAAAUUUCAGAACUCGUGGAGAAGGAGACGGAGGCGUACCUGAAGAUGGAUCCGGACCCCUUCGACGACCGCCACCCCUCCCGCGCCCGACCCGACUGUUCCCUCGGACUCGUCCUCAAGACGCUCUUCAGGAACGAUGACUUCAUGAAUAAAUUAGUCAACGACUAUGUGAUGCAUAGGGACGACAAAGACCUGCACAUCGCUGCCUGUCGUCUAAUGUUAGACAUAUUGCCCGGUUUGGAGACAUCAGUCGUCUUCAAUGAAACGGAGGGUUUAGUGCAGCGACUCUUCCAAUGGGCCGAAAGCGCUUCGGAUCCGUUGCAGUCAUACGCGACGGGACUAUUGGCGGCUGCGAUGGAAGUGCAGGACAUCGCCACCAACUCUAAGGACCAAAACGCCAGACUUCUGCCAAUUAUGUUGAAGAGACUGAAAGAGUUGCGGAAUAAGAGCAUUGAGACCAACGAAAACCAUUUGAAUGACCGGCCAUUCCUUCACUUGAAUAACAACAGUUUGAGUCCAAAGAAGUGUAUUUCGAAAUCCAAAGCAGAUUUGAGUGACAUUUCCAGUGAAUCUCCGAACAAAAGCAAACGAACCCUUCAGUCGAGUUCUCCGGAUCUGAACAAACGGCGCCGCCUUUCGAGUCCAAUCAGUUUCUCAGCGCUGAGUCCGUCGACGUAUAACAGCGAGUGCUCUAACAGUAGUUGGGCUGAAGUGGAGCCCUAUAUGAUUGGCUUCUCGAAAGUGCAUCCCUUGACCGAAGAGAUGAAACAGAGGUUUAUAUUACAAUAUCUCACACCAAUGGGUGACUAUCAGGAAAUGCUGUGUUUUGUGUUCGAGCACAACGCUCUCUCACUGAUCAUGCAUUACAUCGACUUAACCAAAAACAGAGACAUUAGACUCGCUUUCGACGCCCUCAAGUAUUUGGCAUCUCUUUUAUGUCAUAAGAAGUUUUCAUUAGAAUUUUUAAACGCCAGAGGAUUAGAGCAAUUACUUCAGAUAUACCGGCCCUCUGUUGCGGCCACUGGUGUCUCCAUUUGUCUAUACUAUUUAGCAUAUAAUGAGGACGCAAUGGAAAAGAUCUGUCUGUUGCCGAAACACGUACUCAACGAUUUGGUGGCCUAUGCCUUAUGGCUGCUCGAGUGCUCCCACGACUCGAGUCGAUGUCACGCCACUAUGUUUUUUAGUCUCAGUUUUUCGUUUCGUAUGAUUCUUGAGCUGUUUGAUAGUCAGGACGGACUCAGAAAACUUCUAAAUGUGAUAUUUCUUUUGGACAUCUUUUCUGACGAAACGGAAUACACUGAAGACGAGUUGUUCACCAAAAGGCAAAACGCACGGCACGUAUGCGUUGCACUCAAGCGCUACUACGAGGCGCACCUUCUGGUCGAGGCUGAGAUCCUGCGCCGAUCCACGUCUUACUCCAGCUUUGAGUCCACUUCGAAGGACUCGAUGGCCACUAAUGUUCCGCCCUAUAAGUCGACGCGAUAUAGUUAUGACAUAAUUAUGGAAAGGGUUGAGACUCUGCUCGAACUGAUGCCCAUUAGAAUCAAUUGGAAACCAGUCGACGAACUCUUGAAGUUAAGUGGAGUUAAGCUUUUGAUUCAACUCAUUGCCGUCUCUUACGACUGGAACUUCACGGGAAAGGCUGAGGCAGUGAGAAGUGCAUUGGAUGUGCUGGUCGUGUGCAGCGUUACCCCAAAGUUCCAGAACGUGUUGUGUGAGAACGUGCCCGUCGGGGAUGACAACCAAAACACUGUUGGCAUUAGGAUAAUAUUAGCUGCGGCUGAGGGUGAGAUAGUGGCCGACCCUGACUGUCAGCGCUCUGCCCUUAAUGUUAUAGUAAACUGCGUUUGCGGGCCAUUGAGUCGAAUCGGCGGCUCUAUCGCUCGUCUGUGCGGCGGAAGUGCUAAGAAGAGGUCGUUCAGGAGUGGAGAGGAUUUGUUGACCAAAAUGUGGAAUUGUGUCCGAAGUAAUAAUGGGAUUAUGAUUCUGUUGAACCUAUUGAUGGUUAAGACACCCAUCACUGACGCCGACUCUAUAAGAGCUCUUAGUUGUAAAGCUUUGUGUGGAUUAGCUCGCAGUGAAACAGUGAAACAAAUCAUUUCAAAACUACCACUUUUCACAAACGGACAAAUCCAGGGACUUAUGAAAGAGCCUAUACUUCAGGACAAGAGAACAGAACACAUAAAGUUUUGCAAGCAUUGCAUCGAACUUAUUGAGAGAGUGACCGGCGCUCCCGUGGCCACCAAUUUAGAGACUUCUAUUGCAAACAUCAAUAAAGCAGAAGUGGUGGCGCAGACGAGGAUUGAGUUCAAUGAGAAGGAGUUAUUACAACUCAUUUACCAUCACUUAAUGAAAAAGGGUUUAUCAAAAACGGCUCAAUUACUGCACACAGAAGCAGAACUUCCGGCCUCUGGUUCUAAUCGAGCUAUUAGUCUAUGGCAAACGACACCCCUUUCCCUCAAUCGAGUCUCACGUCCAAUAUCGACGGCUCCAUUUCCCAACAGUUUGUCCACCUCUUCCCCCGUCAGCAGUGCGACGCUCAACAAUACUAUGACUCCCGUCGUGUCUGCAAAUACCUUAUCCUCGCCUUCUAGUCUGCAGAAUGCGAACUCCCUGUCCCCCAGUGUUCCCAUUCGUAUACAUCGACCUAAUCCUAGCAAAAGUUCGGCCAAAAGUCUAAGCGUCAGAAAACUUCAGUCAACGACUCAUCCGUCGUCCCCUAUAAUCAAACGGCUGAACGAACACUCGAGUCAACCACAAGCCGUGUCUUCCAUAUCAUUGGACUCAAUAGUAACGGAAUAUCUCCGUAAACAACACGCGCUCUGCAAGAACCCAGUCGUCACUUGUCCUCCAUUUGAUUUGUUUACUCCUCAUCGAUGUCCGGAACCAUUGAACAGAGAUUCGGCGCCAAUCAAUAUGACUACUCGUCUUCAAAGGCGAUCUAUAUUUCCUCGCUUUGGAGGUUUGAAUGGCUCUAAAAUGGACCGCAAAUUCAUUUACAGCCGAUUCCGACCCAUCCGUUCGUAUAGAGACCCAGAAUCGUCCAGUAGUUUCUCGAGCUGUGCUUUUUCGUAUGUCGAUCAGUUCCUCUUUUUAGGCACAUUAAGCGGUGAAUUGGCGGCUUUCAACCUCCACAGCGGCACUCUCGAAGCCACCUAUUCUUGUCACGAAUCCGAGAUUACUCACAUCGAGCCCUCACGAGACGGCAAACUUAUCCUCACGUCAUCGCUAUGGCGACAACCAUUGUCUGCGUUAUGGACUUUCACUGAUGUUUUUGAAAUGAAACUCCCAUUCCGUGAUGACUAUUACGUAGAGUUUGGUAAACAAAGUCAGGACAGAGUGUUGGGAACUAAAGACUUCGCCGCUCACUUGUAUGACUUACCGACCGGUAAAAUGGUUCACACCUAUCAGGACGAGAACCUAUCGAACCGUUACGUGAAAAAUAGGGCCACUUUUCACCCGUCAGAUGAUCUCAUACUUAACGAUGGAGUUCUGUGGGACACUCGCAGUGCCACUCCUGUCCACAAGUUUGACAAAUUUAAUGAACACAUUAAUGGAGUAUUUCAUCCGAACGGUCAGGAAAUCCUUUCCAACUCAGAAAUCUUCUGUAAGGUAGACAACUUCUGUCACGCCGUCUUCGAAGAGGAGAACUCUGAAGAAGAGGACCAAUCGAAGAGUCCUUACGGCUCGUCGUUCCGUACGUUCGACGCCUACGACUACUCGAGUAUCGCCACCAUUGACGUGAAGCGCAGUAUCUAUGACUUGGCGGUAGACCCGGGCGACUGUUACAUAGCUCUGGUCGAGAAUCAGAACAAUAGGGACGCCUUCGCCAACGAAUCCGUGGCCAGACUUUUCGAAAUCGGAAGACAUAAAGAAGACGACGACGAGGAGGACGACGAAGACGAUGACGACGAGGAGAACGAUGUGGCGGAUGAGGACACCGAUGAGGACGACAACAUCGACAACACAGAGGACUUCGAUCUCGAACCCGAUGGAGACGACGACGAGUCCGGCGACGAUGAGAGUGACGGCGAUCACAGCAAUGACUCGGAUUCGGGCGAAUCGGACGGUUUGGACGAUGCGAUGCUUAUGCUGUCCGACCACUCGAGUGAUGACGAAAUCGUGUAUCAGUUAAACGAUGAAUAG
Oppiella nova is the source of this 4362-nucleotide messenger RNA. NCBI's taxonomy places the organism in Eukaryota, Metazoa, Arthropoda, Arachnida, Sarcoptiformes, Oppiidae. The record is from the annotation of a GenBank genome assembly.